Effrenium voratum is the source of this 497-nucleotide messenger RNA. The record is from the annotation of a GenBank genome assembly. Lineage: Eukaryota; Dinophyceae; Suessiales; Symbiodiniaceae.
AGGGAUGUUGCCACACUCUACUCCAAGAUGUUGGUCGACCACUUCUUUGACUUUGACAAGGUCGUGGCAUACCUGCAGACGCUGCCAGUGUGGGAGGACCUGCAGGAUGCCUAUUGCCAGAACACCAACAAAAUGAUGCAAAAGACCAUGGGUCAGGUGAUGGGCUUUCUGGCCAGGCGCAUCGUCAUCGGCCCAGCAAAGUUCAAGGCCUUAGAGGAUGACCUGGUGGGAGCCUCUGCGGAGCGCAUCGCGGAGUCGGACGACCUGCACGAGGCCGCAUCCCGCUACAUCUCUGUGGCCACCGAUGUGUUUAGGUCGAAUGCUUCUGCGAUGCAGAAGAUGCCCCCGGACGAGUUCGAGAAUCUCUUGCACCCGGUCUUCCAGGAAGAUGAGUGGAUUCUGAUCCUACUGGGGGGUGUGCUGGGUGCAGUGGUCGGAUUUGCACAGGUGCACUUCCUGUCUGAGUGAGAUGCCUCGAUCAGUUUUCGCAUGGCUAG